CCAGGAGAACUUGUACGGAGAUCACUCCCAGAAGACCGUCGACUGCCUCAGCGGCAAGACCGCGUUGAAGAAGCUGAAGAUCAACUUCGGUUGGCAGGUCUUGUCGGUGGAGAACUUGGAAACGGCCAUCGCCGACUUGCACGAGGAGCUUCGGGUGCCAGGAGUGCAAAAGAAGAAGUGGUACCUGGACGAACUGAUGGAUUGGCUUCCCACCGACACCAAUAGUUUGGCCUUGCGGCUGCAUUACGUGGCCCGCGCCAGUCCGCCUGAAGAUGAGCGGACACUGAAGACGCAGCACGUGGCACCUGGUACCUGGUACUACGAGGUGCCGCAGGGCAGCGGAAAUGAGUUGUGGUUAAGCGCCCGACAAAGGGCGGUGGAGAUGCUGCACGGCAUCGAAGAGACAGAUCUGAUGAAGGUUCAGAUCCCGCUCCGCACCAGCCGGGGCACCGCAGGAUGCCUCAAUUUUGCGGCGAACUACUUUUUCCAGUACUCUUCGCGGAUGGAGAACCUCUAUGGCGACUCGAGAGAUACGGCGCCGGCGUUGCUGAGCGUGUGCGACGCGCGCCAUCAGUUUCAAACCGACUUUUUCCACACCACGGUGCCGUACUUCUUCGACUACUACGGAGAUCUCAACCCCAACGUGGGACUCGCACAGUGCCCCAAGUACUUUCCGCACGUACAGGACCGGGCAGACUAUUUAGACAACAACGACGCCCAGUUCUUCCGGCUCAACUGCAUGAUCCACAACUGCUGUGGCGGCGUCAGUGGCCAUGGCACCAACAGCACUUGGAAGAUCCAUCGAGGCCCUGACAGCUUAGUUUGGGAAUUGGCCAAGCAGCGCGUCCGAGAUCGAAACACCAUGCGCAAGCACAAGGAGUACAUCGAGACCAGGACCUUCCCAGAGAACUGCGCCGCGGAGGACACCGCGGGCAGUCUCAAGCAGAUGGUGAGAGGGAAACGCUCACACUUCAUUAGCCGACGCCUGUCCUAUGGUGUUGCCAAGACGCCUGCGGAGCACUUAGUCUCGGUGCAGAAGAGCAUCCAGGCUCACUUCGUGCUUUCACUGCAGAGCUUCUUCCGGUGUACCACGGGCUUCACGAGCCUGUGGGCGACGUUCCUGGCCUUCUGCCUCUUCGUCGCCUCCCUCUUCAUCUUGCUCACCAAGACGGAUCUCAAGUGGCAGGUGGUCGAAUGGGGCUGGGUGGGCGAGGACGUCUACGACACCGUGAUGUCGCCGGCGAGGUCGUGGAGUGAAGAGGUGGCCCAAGUCUUGAACCGUUCGCUCUUUGAGUGUGACCAAGACCUUUUAGAAGGCUUCAUCCUCAUCACCUUGCAAAUCGCUGUCUGGGUAGCAACCCUGGCCUUGGUGCUCUUUGUGAUCUCCAUCAUCACAGAGACCUGCAAGUUCGUGCAGCGAAUUUGCCUCGGCUUCGGCUCGAUCUGGCCGGAUGAGAUGCGCUGGUGGGGCCGUUUGCUGAUCUUGGUUUGCAACCUCACGCACUUCUUGUGGGCUUGGAUGCCACUCUUUUGGAUCGGUUUUAACCUCUACAACGUCUUUGAUAGCCGAGAGUUUCAUUACUCACCCAUCGGGAUGUUCAUCUUCACGCUGAUCCUCCAGGUCCUGAACUGGGGCAUGAUCGGCGCCAGCUGCAUGCGACACUCUUUGGAGGCCUCCAUGGAGGCCAAUGAGGUGGUGAUGCUGACCAUCGACAACAUUUGGCGCUCCACGCAACGCUACUACAUCACAGCACCGUUGACGGUUUAUUCCAUGAUGGAAGGGAUGCAGGACUACAUCUGCUUCCACUGCUACGGUCAAGACAUCACCUACAAUGACCGCAACGGCAAGAUCGCGGUCUACUUGGUCAAGUACUGGACCCUGCUGCUCGAGAUCUUCGCGGUGGUCGCUUGGGUCUAUUUCUGUGGGACCGGUCACCUGGAUGAAGGCGGCUUGACCUCGCUGAUCAUCAUUACCGUCAUCGCGCUGGACGUCUUGCAUCCCUGCGCCUACCUGUGGGUCGGAGAGACCACGAUGACGCAGGAGCUGGCGUCCUCGAUGUCCUGGUACCAGGCCUUCACCACGCUGGGUUGGUGGGAGUUGUUGCUCCACGACUUGAUUCUGAAUGAUUUCGUCACCGGCUUCCUGAAGUGGCUGGGUCCUGCUUGGAUGAUCGCCAUGCCCUUGUUGACUCUGAUCUUCCCUUACCUCGGUGUGAACCAGGCCUUUAUGCUGGUGGCCACGGUCCAUAACCGCUGACGGCUCCGGCUAGCUUGGGCUGAGGAACUGUCAGGAUAGAUUGACUCAGACCUGCUC
Messenger RNA from Durusdinium trenchii, 2314 nucleotides. Lineage: Eukaryota; Dinophyceae; Suessiales; Symbiodiniaceae. The record is from the annotation of a GenBank genome assembly.